GAAGAAAAAAUUGAGAGAGUUAAGUUUAUAUAAAAAAGAGAGUUCUUAUUAGUUGAAGGGAGGUGUUCUUUGUGUAGAGCUUUAAACUCAACUCUUGUCCAGAGUUUGUUGAGUUACAUUUUUGUGAUAAGGCUGUUGUAUCCUGGAGGGGACAAGUCAAGAGGAUUACUGCUGGACCAGUGAAACGAUUUACUGCAGUGGGCUUGAAUCUCCUUAAAGAGAGCGAGAUAUCCGCGCCUCAGCCAAGAAGUGAAGUUAAUUUCUUCAUUUUAUUUUUCAAUUGUAAUUUGUAAUCUUAUAAUUUCACCAACAAUUUUAAGGAGAUUCAAUAUGGCUACAAUUGAAAAAUCCGCGGAUAUCAAGAUGGGAGAUCUAAACAAACCAUUUCGGUUUAAUGGUAAUCAUUUCAAGAGAUGGAAGGGUAAAGUACUUUUCUACUUAAGUCUUCUCAAUGUUUCAUAUGUGUUGACUCAAAAAAAUCCUAAUAAAGUUGACAUCCUCUCCAUGGAUAACGAUGAACUAAUUUCUCAUCAAGAGAAAGUGGAAAAGUACAAUAAUGAUUCCUACAAGUGUCGGUAUUAUAUUCUUAAUUGUCUAUCUGAUAAUUUUUAUGAUUAUUAUGAUAGAACUUACUCUAGUGCAAAGAAAAUAUGGAAAGCAUUGCAGAGUAAAUAUGAUACCGAAGAAGCUGGAGCGAAAAAAUAUGCUGCUAGUCGAUUUUUUCGUUUCCAAAUGGUGGAUGAUAAAUCAGUGAUAGACCAAGCUCAAGAUUUUAUAAUGAUCGUUAGAGAGCUCAGGUCUGAGGAAGUCAAAAUUGGAGACAAUCUUAUUGUUUGUGGCAUAAUAGACAAACUUCCACCUUCAUGGAAGGAGUUUCAAAAAACUAUGCGCCACAAACAAAAGGAAACCUCUCUUGAGACUUUGAUCAUGAAAAUCCGCAUGGAAGAGGAGAGUGGGUAUAUUGCUCGAUUUUACAGAUACCGGAAACGUGAUCCUAUACCUCAGGCAAACGUUACCGAAGAGCCUUUUGUGGCAAUGAUUACAGACAUAAACAUGGUUGAGAAUGUUGAUGGAUGGUGGGCUGAUUCUGAUGCAAACCGUCAUGUCUGUUAUGACAAAGAUUGGUUUAAAAAAUAUACUCCUUUUGGAGAGCCCAAAACCAUCAUGCUCGGUGAUUCUCAUACUACUCAAGUGCUUGGAAUGGGAGAUGUCGAAUUGUGUUUUACCUCUGGAAGGAUAUUAACUUUGAAAGAUGAAUAUGCUAGCGUAAUUGAAAGUUUGAGAUAUGUGACUGAUUGCACUAGGCCUGAUAUUGCAUAUGCAGUAGGAGUACUUAGCAGGUUUACUAGCAAGCCAGGCUUUUCUGAUGCAGAUUGGAACACUCUAGCAGGUGAUUCCUGUUCUACCACUGGUUACAUUUUUACAUUGGGUGGUGGUGCUAUCCUUUUACUAAGGCCUUAA
Messenger RNA from Solanum dulcamara, 1461 nucleotides. RefSeq lists its product as uncharacterized. The coding region runs from base 331 to 1461 and encodes 376 amino acids. The transcript is spliced from 5 exons. Lineage: Eukaryota; Viridiplantae; Streptophyta; Magnoliopsida; Solanales; Solanaceae. The record is from RefSeq and is a predicted model, not a curated record.